Gregarina niphandrodes is the source of this 1911-nucleotide messenger RNA. RefSeq lists its product as hypothetical. The transcript has a single exon. Lineage: Eukaryota; Apicomplexa; Conoidasida; Eugregarinorida; Gregarinidae. The record is from RefSeq and is a predicted model, not a curated record. The coding region runs from base 1 to 1911 and encodes 636 amino acids.
AUGCAGGAAUCGGUGCCGGGCUUGUCUAUUAGGAAGGCGAGUUUGCGUGCGACUGCGGACUUUGAAGGGCAGCGUGUGUUUGGUGAUGCGGUAUACCACGUGGCGUUCCCUAUAGGGUUUCAUUCGACGACGUUGGAGCAGGCGUAUGGGUUGUUAUGUGAGCGAGAGGAGGCGGCGUUAAGCAAGUUGGGUUUGGAUAGAGAUCCGAGUCGGUUGGCGCGUAAGUUGGGUGAGCUGUAUAGUGGUCAUGCGGAGGAGGGAGUUGAGGAGUUUAACCGGAUAAUGCGUGCAUUUCGGCCGGAUGGUGCGAUGCGAUUGCCGGACCCGGAUUUUUGUGCGUCGUUCAGUGUUGCAGGGAGGACGCAGAUCUCGGCGGUGAGUGUGAACGAGUGUCUGGCGCCGUUUACGACGAUAUGUUCUUUGGACCCGGCGAUGGUGCCUCGAGCGGGCGCCGUGCCUUUCGUACCAGGCGACCGGCACACUUUGGCGGAGUUUGACGCGGAUAUUGUCCCGCGUUUGGAUGAGCAAAACACAGUCUCAUUGCUCGUCUCUAUUCCCAUUGUGGUCCUGCGGUUGGCGCUGCUCAAGAUGAGUGCUAGCAGUCGGCCCAAUGCCCAUUCGCCUAAUGCUCACUCGCCGGCGGCACAUUCCCCUGCGGGUGUCAUUUCGUUCCCGCUUCAAGUCAAAAUCUCUUUCCUCUUGGACAAACCCACAGCCCACACGCACAGCCUGUACUUUGUGGAACACGUGCACCAGAGUGACGUCAAGGCGCCGCUACACUCCUGCCCGCUGCUCAUCACCAGCCAACGCGUGCCCACCUGGAAUACUAACGUGCCCUGGUUCCCCACCGCGCCUUUCCAGAAACCCGUGCCCUGGACGCUCGUCUUCCGGGUACCCAAGCACAUGACUACCCUAGCCAGCGGCGUACUCGUCGAGGAAAGAGAAGUCGUCGAAGAUGGCCAGGUCUGGCGCGAAACCGUACGCCACACCGAAGACUACAGCCUCCUCCCGCUCCAAAUCUGCUGGAUUGCAGGCCCCUUCGUCUCCAUACCCGCCUCGGACCCCUCCCUAGCACCAUUCAAUAUCCCCAAAGAAGACGCCGAGAAAACCCAGGGCGGAGGCCCCACUCCCGGCGGAGCACCGACCCCCGGUGGAGCCCCAACCCCGGGUUCCGCUUUCAGCUCAGCCUUUACUCCAGGUCUAGGCAGCUCCACUACUCUGGGCGGAUCCUUUUCUCCGGGCUCCGCCUCCGGCGGAGCGCCUACAGCCGCCAGCGAGUUGGACGACCGCCAGCAGCCAGCGUCGACGGACGGCCGCGAGUUGGGACUGCGGUACAUCAUCCUGCCUGGCCACGAGCGGCGGCUAAAGGUCUCCAUCUGCCACUUGGCCAAGGUCGUGUCUCUGCUAACCAAGUGGAUCCAGCGAAGGCACGUUCGCGACAUUGUGCUGGCCUUUCUCCCACUGCCACUCGGCCAAGUUGAGACCUCCAUGAACAGCGAACUGCCGCUGCACCCAGUUGCGCGGCACAAUCUUGCGGGCUGCCUCACCAACGUAGGCGACUUUCUCUACCGAGGCGUCGCCUUCGACAACCUCUGCGUCCUGCCGGUUGAUGAGCUCCACGGACACGACCUGCUAGGGGAACGGGCACGACUGAAGAAACUUAACAUCGUCGAGGGACUCCUGCACCUCUGGCACUGGCCCGGUCUCGACCAGACCGCCAAGCAACACCUGUGGCUGGUCGUCGCCAUGCGUAAAUAUUUGCGACACCUCAUAGCAGCGGAACUCUUCGGCAAGGUCGAGUCCGCUAUGAUUCUACAGAAAACCUUAGACUUGUAUAUUACACUCUGCGACCGCGGCUGGGAACGGUACCCGCUGGCUUGCAGUAAAUCUCUAUCUCAUUAUUCAGUGUAA